Messenger RNA from Pogonomyrmex barbatus (red harvester ant), 1543 nucleotides. It is a transcript of the gene carmine, whose product is annotated as AP-3 complex subunit carmine. The record is from RefSeq and is a predicted model, not a curated record. Gene Ontology annotation, cellular component: clathrin adaptor complex. Lineage: Eukaryota; Metazoa; Arthropoda; Insecta; Hymenoptera; Formicidae. Gene Ontology annotation, biological process: intracellular protein transport; vesicle-mediated transport.
GAUUGACCUCCCAGUUGUCGCUAGUGCGUAGAGAAAAGAUCAAUAUGGCUGCUGUUAGAUUUCUCUCUAAUUUCGUCUGAUUCUCUCUGGUUUCUGACAACACCGACUACAAGAAACGUUACUUGUGUAUUGAUAUAUUAGUUGACUCCAUAAUAAAAUUUUUUCCUAAAAUAUAUUGUUCACGAAGAUGAUACACAGUCUCUUUAUUAUAAAUUCUUCAGGAGAUGUCUUCAUGGAGAAACAUUGGAAGAGCGCAGUCGCACGUUCGCUCUGCGACUAUUUCUUUGAUCAACAGCGAAGGGUCUUGUCUCCAGAAGAUACGCCGCCGGUAAUAGCCACUCCGCAUCAUUAUCUUAUUAGUAUCUAUCGAUGUAACAUGUUCUUCGUGGCAGUAUGCAUGACAGAAGUUCCACCAUUGUUUGUCAUUGAAUUCUUGCAUAGAGUAGUGGAUACUUUUGAAGAUUAUUUUAGCGAAUGCACAGAAACUAUUAUAAAAGAAAACUAUGUGGUAGUAUAUGAGUUAUUGGAUGAAAUGCUAGACAACGGUUUUCCUUUGGCGACAGAAUCCAAUAUAUUGAAAGAAUUAAUCAAACCACCUAAUAUCUUACGUACUAUAGCGAAUACUGUAACAGGCAAGUCCAAUGUUAGUGCAAUCUUGCCUAGUGGACAACUGUCUAACGUUCCUUGGAGACGAACUGGAGUGAAAUAUACCAACAAUGAGGCUUACUUUGAUGUUGUUGAGGAAGUAGAUGCAAUUAUCGAUCGAACUGGAGCAACAGUGUUUGCAGAGAUUCAGGGCUAUAUUGACUGUUGUAUAAAAUUAAGCGGUAUGCCAGAUCUCACGCUUUCAUUUAUGAAUCCAAGAUUGUUCGAUGAUGUUAGCUUCCACCCUUGCGUUCGAUUCAAAAGAUGGGAGUCAGAAAGGAUACUUUCUUUUAUUCCACCUGAUGGUAACUUUCGCCUUCUCUCAUAUCAUAUAGGAUCACAAAGCAUUGUAGCAAUUCCAAUAUAUGUAAGACAUAAUAUUAGUUUGAAAGAACCAGGAGGUGGUAGAUUGGAUAUAACUGUUGGACCAAAACAAACAAUUGGUAGGACAGUUGAAAACGUGAUCCUAGAGAUUCCUAUGCCAAAAAUAGUCUUAAAUUGCACUUUAACUCCAAACCAAGGAAAGUAUUCGUUUGAUCCUGUUAGCAAAGUGUUGCUAUGGGAUAUUGGAAGGAUUGAUGCUUGCAAACUGCCAAAUCUGAGAGGAUCGAUCACAAUACAAAACUCGGCAACUGUUACUGAAUCAAACCUUGCUAUUAAUGUGCACUUUACGAUUAAUCAAUUAGCAGUAUCUGGAUUAAAAGUAAAUCGGUUAGAUAUGUAUGGUGAAAAAUAUAAGCCAUUCAAAGGUGUUAAAUAUAUUACUAAAGCUGGAAAAUUUCAAAUAAGAAUGUAAAAAUUAUGUAUAUACAUUGAAAUUAUAAAACAGACACUAUCCUUUUUACGUUAUAUUAGAUGUGUAUUAUAUUUUGUUAGAUUAAUAUAUCAACAAAUUAAA